UUGUGUCUCAAUAUUCAUCUCUCUCUCUCCAAAAAAAUCUCUCUAGCUCUCUCUUUCUGUUCUUCAAAUAAAAAUCCAACCAAACUAAAUUAAAACAUCAAUAUACAAAAUGGAAAACAACGUACCAAUAAUAACCAAGAGAGUAUGGAGUAUGAUACGUGUGGCUUUGUUCAUGUUAAGAAAAGGCAUAUCAAAGGGAAAACUAAUGAUGGACCUCAACAUGAUGGUUAAACACCGCGGCAAGCUCGCCGGAAAAGCCAUCACCAACCUCAUGUUUCAUCACCACCACGGUGGCUCCACCUCAAGCCGUCGUAACGACACACGCCUCUCUACCACAAGGGAGUAUGAGUUCAGCUGUAGCAACACCCCUAAAUACAAAUUUUCAUUUAACAACAAACGCCACCGCAACAACCACUUCUUCACGUGUGCUCACGCGCCUCUCACACAAGACGAUGACAUUGUUACCGUUAAUGCGGUUAAGGCUGUGUUAGAGAAAAUGGUAAACAAUAAUGAGGUGAUAGGUGAGGCUUCCCCGGUGCUCCCCGGUUCUCGACGAACUCCUAUGACCAGGCAGUUGAUGGUUAAUGACCUUGACACCGAUACGGAUGCCGAGGUAGACAAGGCUGCCGAAGCAUUUAUAAAGAGGUUUUACUUGCAGUUGAAGUAAGAGGAUGGAGUUUUGUUUCACAAUUUUGUUUCUUAACAUUUAAUUAAUGUUACUUUGUGAUUUGUGAUUUAUGAUUUAUGAACAUACAAAGCUGGUAUGCAGUUUUGGAUAGU
Messenger RNA from Medicago truncatula (barrel medic), 780 nucleotides. RefSeq lists its product as uncharacterized. The record is from RefSeq and is a predicted model, not a curated record. Bases 110 to 667 code for a protein of 185 amino acids. The transcript has a single exon. NCBI's taxonomy places the organism in Eukaryota, Viridiplantae, Streptophyta, Magnoliopsida, Fabales, Fabaceae.